UGGCUCAAAGUGCACGCUGCUGCCAUCACGGUUGAGCGUCCCUUCAGCGUGUGUUACAAGGAGGUUUUACCUGCAGUUGUGCAUAAUGAAAAUGGCGAGCUGGUGUGUACGAGCAGUGAGACAGAGCUACUCUCUCGUAGCCUCGCCUGCGCUAUCAAGAGCAUCUCCGCGAUUGUUAUGUACUGCCACCCAGCAGAAUAAUGGCCACAGGUCAGAGGAGGAGGCUGAAAAGCCAGAGCAGAGCGCAGCAGAAAAAGGCCUAAUGGAGGAGAAGAGCCAGCUGGAGGAGCAGCUUAAGGAGAUGACAGAAAAGUACAAGCGGGCCUUAGCAGACACAGAGAACCUCAGGACGAGGAGUCAGAAGAUGAUAGAAGAUGCUAAAAUAUAUGGAAUCCAGGGCUUCUGUAAGGACCUGCUGGAGGUUGCCGACAUCCUGGAAAAGGCCACAGAGAGCGUGCCCAAGGAGGAGGUAACGAACCAAAACCCUCACCUGAAGAACCUGUACGAUGGCCUAGUGAUGACUGAGAUCCAGAUCCAGAAGGUAUUCACAAAGCACGGCCUGGUGAAGCUCAACCCUGACGGCCAGAAGUUCGACCCCUACGAGCAUGAGGCUCUCUUCCACGCCCCAGUGGAGGGCAAGGAGCCUGGCAGCGUCGCUGUAGUAACCAAAGUGGGCUACAAGCUCCAUGGACGCACCCUCAGACCUGCAUUAGUGGGCGUAGCCAAAGCCCCCUAGAAAUAAUGACGUAGCUGUGACAAAGUGGGAUUUGUUUUGGUGGCUGGGCAGUGGAUGACUUCAGGUUCAGCAGACAAGCGUAGGCAGACUGACACCCUUCUGCCACCCUAAGGUACCUCAAAGAGGACGGGGACCCAACUGAACUGAACUUUGUAUCUGGACCAGUUUUUAACAGAUACAUCUGACUUUGUCUUGCUUUAUAUUAAUAUUUUGGUUUGUCAUCAGUCAUGUGAGUCAGUUACUGUCUGAGGCUUACCUAUCUCCUCACACAACCAUCCAUCUUAACUGGAAGAGAAGCAGGUCAAACAUGAUAUUUCACCAAAAGUUCAACAGAAAAUCAUAAACCCCCGAGGUUUCAAGACUCCUUUUGGUGAGCUAUAAUGUAAAAUCCAUCCACACAUUGAGUAGUGCUGAUCCUGAACUGGUAUCAUUCCGGACUUUUCUUUAAGGCCCCUUGACUCCUCACUUGUAUUUUUCUUUGAGUUUUAAAUUCAGUCUGUGAGAAGAAGUAAGGGACAGGACCUGAUGGUUUAAAACAAAGCUCUGCAAUGUUACUAUGUACUGAGGUGGGCUUCCCAGUCUUGAUGGCAAAGACAUCUUUCUAUAGUUCCUUUGAUUGUGAUCAAGCUCUGGUAAGCCAGCCUCAGUUAUUGUGAUGUCCAUAUGUUAAAAGUCAAAGAUUUUACAGCUUAAUCUGUAAACCAUCAGAAUAAUUAUAUGUAUGGAGUAUUGUCUGAGCUGUCACAGUAUCAGAAUAAACUGAUCAAGUUUGAAUGACA
Acanthopagrus latus (yellowfin seabream) is the source of this 1515-nucleotide messenger RNA. RefSeq names its product GrpE-like 1, mitochondrial (gene grpel1). NCBI's taxonomy places the organism in Eukaryota, Metazoa, Chordata, Actinopteri, Spariformes, Sparidae. The record is from RefSeq and is a predicted model, not a curated record. Gene Ontology annotation, cellular component: PAM complex, Tim23 associated import motor. Gene Ontology annotation, molecular function: protein homodimerization activity; adenyl-nucleotide exchange factor activity; protein-folding chaperone binding. Gene Ontology annotation, biological process: protein import into mitochondrial matrix; protein folding. The transcript is spliced from 4 exons. The coding region runs from base 86 to 736 and encodes 216 amino acids.